AUGGCAGCUCAACAGCGACAAAAGGAUAUUGAGGAGCUCGAGCAGUUGAACCUGAAAUACCUAAAUAGCGACCAGACUUCCGAUGUCGCAACUUAUGAAACGUUUCUCGAACCAGGCUUCACAGCAAGUCUUCAAGAUGCGAACAUCUACAACCGAGAGGAGUUUCUCGACAUGAUCUCAAAGCCUCGGCCGUUCACCGAGCUGAAGAGCUACGACGUCAAUAUCGGCAUCUUUGGCGACGGCAACGUUGCGCUUGUCAGGGCGAGAAUGAGCUUCCGCAAUCUGGAGGGCAAGGUGUGCUACGGAAGAUACACGGAUGAAUAUCAGCGCCAGAAUGGAAAAUGGAUUUGCAUUGGGGCGAAUGUCAUCUGCAACGAGAACUAG
Molecule: messenger RNA, 384 nt
Organism: Trichoderma gamsii
Lineage: Eukaryota; Fungi; Ascomycota; Sordariomycetes; Hypocreales; Hypocreaceae
Exons: 1
Coding region: 1-384 (127 amino acids)
Source: RefSeq, a predicted model, not a curated record